Dioscorea cayenensis subsp. rotundata (Guinea yam) is the source of this 1028-nucleotide messenger RNA. RefSeq lists its product as uncharacterized. The coding region runs from base 481 to 840 and encodes 119 amino acids. Lineage: Eukaryota; Viridiplantae; Streptophyta; Magnoliopsida; Dioscoreales; Dioscoreaceae. The record is from RefSeq and is a predicted model, not a curated record. The transcript has 2 exons. Gene Ontology annotation, biological process: systemic acquired resistance. Gene Ontology annotation, molecular function: fatty acid binding.
ACUGAACCUUUUCUUACGCAUGAAAGCACCUCUCCUAGUGUUCAAAAACUCACCUCCAAGACUUAUCAAGAUGGCUUUCUCCAGUGGAUCCUCUGAAAAUCGAAGUCCUUGCACAUUGAUCUUAAAAGUGGGAAACAGGUUCUGAGCAAAAGAGAUUUGGUUGCUAGAAAUAGCUCUGCCCAACAACUACUUCCUGCCACCAGGAUAGCAACUGUCUAUGGGAAGCACUUUCUGUGCAUCUCUAGACCCACUGAUGACAAUAAUGAUCGAUAAAUAUAUAGAUUAUCCGAUGCUUCUCGAUGUUGUAGGUGAAUCGAUGUCGGCAAUUGAGUUCGUUUCUAGUGCUGUCUCCACUUAACUUAAAUGGAUUAUAAGUUGGAAGUGCCAUCACUUGAAUAGAAUGAAUGUCUGUACUCUAUAUAUAUAUAUAUAUCUAUAUUAUCAUGUAUAUGAGCAUUAUGUGUGCAUAGGUGUUGGGAAAUGGAGGUUACAAUGAUGAAGUGCCUCAGUUUUUGUGUGUUGAUGGUGGUCUUAGGUGUAGCAGGGGUUGAAAUGGUUGAUGGAGCUGGGGAGUGUGGAAGUGUUCCAGUUGAUAGAAUGGCCUUCAGGAUGGCACCAUGCGCUGCAGCAUCACAGGAUCCACAGGCUGAGGUUUCAGCAAGCUGCUGCUCAGCAGUGCAGAAGAUGGGGCAGUCACCGAGUUGCCUCUGUGCUGUUAUGCUUUCAGACACUGCAAAGAGCGCUGGAGUUAAACCGGAGGUAGCAAUAACCAUCCCCAAGCGAUGCAACCUCGCUGACCGCCCUGUUGGUUACAAAUGUGGAGCCUACACAUUGCCUUGAGGUGAAGGUGAAGUGGGACUAUCAGCAACUGAUGAUGUCAAUGCGGCCGUUGUUUACUGUAGCCGGCCGGUCCUUUCUGGUUUGAAUAAAAUGUUGGCAUGCAAUGAUAUCUGUGUCUGCCAAAAGUACGGUGUUUGUGUAUGAAUGAAGGUGUUGAAUAAAGCUUGACUAGUUAUGUUGUGUGUAAA